Molecule: messenger RNA, 2295 nt
Organism: Arabis nemorensis
Lineage: Eukaryota; Viridiplantae; Streptophyta; Magnoliopsida; Brassicales; Brassicaceae
Source: the annotation of a GenBank genome assembly
AUGAGCCGUCUAGGUCACAAAUCUGUGGUUUAUCACGGAGAGUUGCGUUUAGGGGAACUCGAUGUGAAUCAAGUAUCUUCAGGUCAUGAAUUUCGAUUCCCGAACGAUGAAAUUCGAAUUCACCACAUUUCUCCGGCUGGUGAGAGAUGUCCUCCGCUCGCGAUUCUCCAGACUAUUGCUUCUUUUGCCGUUCGAUGCAAGCUUGAAUCAUCGGCUCCGGUCAAACCUCAGGAGUUGAUGCACCUACACGCAGUCUGUUUCCACGAAUUGAAGACUGCUGUGGUAUUGCUCGGAGAAGAGGAGAUUCACUUAGUGGCGAUGCCGAGCAAGGAGAAGAAGUUCCCUUGUUUCUGGUGUUUCUCAGUUCCUUUAGGUCUUUAUGAUUCAUGUUUAAGGAUGCUUAACACUAGGUGUUUGUCUAUUGUGUUUGAUCUGGAUGAGACACUGAUUGUUGCGAAUACUAUGAAGUCGUUUGAGGAUAGAAUCGAAGCUCUUAAAGCUUGGAUUUCACGAGAGAUUGAUCCUGCGAGGAUAAAUGGAAUGUCUGCAGAACUUAAAAGGUAUAUGGAUGAUAGGAUGCUGCUGAAGCAGUAUAUUGAUAAUGACUGUGCAUUUGAUAACGGAAUUUUGUUAAAGGCUCAACCUGAGGAGGUCCGCCCGACUUCUGAUGGCCUCGAGAAAGUUUAUAGACCCGUGAUUAGAUUGCCGGAGAAGAAUACUGUGCUUACUCGAAUUAAUCCAGAGAUCCGUGACACUAGUGUGCUUGUAAAACUGAGACCAGCGUGGGAGGAUUUAAGAAGCUAUUUGACAGCAAAAACUAGGAAACGUUUUGAGGUUUAUGUUUGUACCAUGGCUGAAAGGGACUAUGCUUUGGAAAUGUGGAGACUACUUGAUCCAGAAGCACACUUGAUAAGUCUCAAGGAGCUUCGAGAUCGUAUUGUAUGCGUUAAAUCAGACGCCAAGAAAUCGUUGUUAAACGUCUUCAAUGGUGGCAUUUGCCACCCAAACAUGGCAAUGGUCAUUGAUGACCGUAUGAAGGUUUGGGAGGACAAGGAUCAACCACGGGUUCAUGUUGUUCCUGCGUAUCUUCCAUAUUAUGCUCCACAGGCAGAGACAUCUGUUAUCGUUCCAAUUCUUUGCGUAGCAAGAAAUGUUGCAUGCAAUGUCAGAGGUUGCUUUUUCAAGGAAUUUGAUGAGAGUUUAAUGAGUAGUAUAUCUUUGGUUUACUAUGAAGAUGCCGUGGAAAAUUUACCUCCAUCACCGGAUGUGGGAAACUAUGUCAUUGUAGAGGAUCCUGGCGCCUCAAAUGGAAACAUAACUGCUCCUCCAAUUAUGGAAGGAAUGUGUGGUGGUGAAGUGGAACGCAGACUAAACCAAGCGGCUGCAGCUGAUUCUUCUACUCUUCCUGCAACAAGUAACGCUGAGCAGAAACCUGAAACCUCUAAGCCGCAGAUUGCAAUUAUACCAAAUAACGCUAGCACGACAACUGCAGCAGCAUUGUUACCUUCUCAUAAACCUAGUUUGCUUGGAGCUCCUAGGCGGGAUGGAUUCACUUUUUCUGAUGGUGGAAGACCCCUUAUGAUGAGGCCUGGUGUAGAUAUAAGGAACCAAAACUUUAAUAACCCGCCUCUUCUGGCUAGAAUUCCUAUGCAGCCACCUUCGUCUUCUAUGCAAUCUCAGGGUGGUUGGUUGGUAGAUGACGAGAAUAGACCUUCUUUUCCUGGUCGACCUUCAGGUGUUUAUUCAAAUCAAUCUCCUCAUGGUAUACCAGUUUCUGCUCCUGUCGGUUCAUUCUCACACCCAUCUCAGUUGAGGAGCGAAGAGGUGUGUAUGGAUGAUGACCUGAAAAGGCAAAACCCUUCUCGUCAAACAACAGAAGGUGGAAUAUCCCAGAAUCAUUUGGCAUCAAACGGUAGAGAACAUCAUACAGAUGUUGGAAAGAGUAAUGGUGGGCAACCUCAUUUAUUUGUGAGCGCGUUGCACGAGAUUGGAAGAAGAUGCGGUUCAAAGGUAGAGUUUAGGACUGUGAUGAGUACCAACAAAGAGUUGCAGUUUUCUGUUGAGGUUUUGUUCACGGGCGAGAAGAUAGGCAUUGGGAUGGCAAAAACUAAAAAAGAUGCUCAUCAGCAAGCAGCUGAGAAUGCUCUUCGAAGUUUGGCUGAAAAAUAUGUUGCACAUGUGUCUCCACCUGUAUCUGGAGAAGCAGAGAGAGAUAGCAGAAACGAAAACGGGUUUUUGUGGGAAAGCAGUGAAACUGUAUCAAACCAAGGAGUUGAAGAGGAAGCCACCACCUAA